CAGGGGCUGGACCCGGCGCGAACAAGACAAGCCGGAGCGUCCUUUGUGCCGGGCGACCGCCCCGGGAUGCGUCCGAGCUAGGAGUCAGGUCCAGGAUGGGGGCCACGUCUGUCUGGGCCUUGGGCCUCCUGAUGCUCCAGAUGCUGCUGUUUGUGGCUGGGGAACAGAGCACACAGGAUGCCACUGCUGCUGCCUCUGCUGCCGCCAACAAGGGGCUCCACAUGCAGAAGGUGGGGUCGGGGUUGGUUCGGGCUGCGCUGGCAGAGUUAGUGGCCCUGCCCUGUCUCUUCACCCUGCGACCAUGGCCAGAUGCAGGCCGAGAAGCCCCUCGGAUCAAGUGGACCAAGGUGCGGACUGCAUCAGGCCAGCGGCAGGACUUGCCUAUUCUGGUGGCCAAGGACAAUGUGGUUCGAGUGGCCAAGGGCUGGCAAGGACGUGUUUCACUGCCUGCCUACCCCCGGCACCGGGCCAACGCGACGCUACUACUGGGACCACUGAGAGCCAGCGACUCUGGGCUCUACCGCUGCCAGGUGGUGAGGGGCAUAGAGGAUGAGCAGGACCUCGUGCCCCUGGAGGUGACAGGUGUUGUGUUCCACUACCGGGCAGCCCAGGAUCGCUAUGCACUGACCUUCGCAGAGGCCCAGGAGGCCUGCCGUCUCAGCUCAGCCACCAUUGCAGCCCCACGGCACCUGCAGGCUGCCUUUGAAGAUGGCUUUGACAACUGUGACGCCGGGUGGCUCUCUGACCGCACUGUUCGGUAUCCUAUCACCCAGUCCCGUCCUGGUUGCUAUGGCGACCGUAGCAGCCUUCCAGGGGUGAGGAGCUAUGGGAGGCGCGACCCACGGGAACUCUACGAUGUGUAUUGCUUUGCCCGUGAGCUGGGGGGCGAGGUCUUCUAUGUGGGCCCGGCCCGCCGCCUGACCCUGGCCGGCGCGCGUGCCCAGUGCCGCCGCCAGGGCGCCGCGCUAGCCUCGGUGGGACAGCUGCACUUGGCCUGGCACGAGGGCCUGGACCAGUGCGACCCGGGCUGGCUAGCCGACGGCAGCGUGCGCUACCCGAUCCAGACGCCGCGCCGGCGCUGCGGCGGCCCAACCCCCGGCGUGCGCACAGUCUACCGUUUCGCCAACCGCACUGGCUUCCCGGCGCCCGGAGCGCGCUUCGAUGCCUACUGCUUCCGAGCUCAUCAUCCUACACCACCACAUGGAGACCCAGAGACCCCCUCAUCUGGGGAUGAGGGGGAGAUUCUGUCAGCAGAAGGGCCUCCAGCCCAAGAAGUGGAACCCAGCACUGGGGAGGAGACGGUCACCCCUGACUUCCAGGAGCCUCUAGUAUCCAGUGGGGAAGAAGAGCCUCUGAUCUUGGCAGAGAAGCAGGAGUCUCAGGCGACCCGCAGCCCUGCUCCUGGAGGCUUCAUGCUAGCCUCAAGGCCCCCCCGGGAGGCUGAAGAGGUGUGGCCGAGCACAGUGGCCCCCAGCCCUAGCAGCCCCAGCACUGCGGUGGGCGCUCACACGGAGGCGACUCCAACUGGCCCCGUGCCCAGGAGGAGGGGACGCUUUAAAGGGUUGAAUGGGCGCCACUUCCAGCAGCAGGAACCCCACCGAGGCCUGGAGGUGGGGCUUGAGGCCAGCACCCAGGCCCCGACCCCAGAGGCUGCUGGGAAUCACGUGGAGCCUCUGCUGGCCACAGGAGCCACAGAUGCUUCAGGGGAUAGCCGGAGCCAAAGCCCUUGGGCUGUGCUGACCAAUGAAGUGGAUGUGCCUGGAGCUGGUUCCCCUGGUGGCAGGAGCCCCCCAGAGCCCUGGCUGUGGCCCCCGACCGUGGCCCCACCCAGCGUCCCAGGCCCCAGCAGCGUUGCUGGCCUGGAACUAGAGGAAGCCAAGGGCCCCAGUGUGAGGCCAGCCGCUCCUGAACUGUCCUGGUCUCCCUCAGAGGUCACUGCCCUAGAACCCAACCCCUCAGAGGGUCCCAGCAGUGCCCCCUGGGAGGUAUCCCCCAUGGUCACUUCCCCAGACUUUCCUGUCGUGGCCAUGCUUCGUGCCCCCAAACUGUGGCUUCAUCCAAACCCGACGCCCCUCCCCACGCAGGCCAACAGGGUCAAGGGGCAUAGUGAGGCCGUGGCUUCUGCACCACCCUCCCCUGCCUCAGACACUGAGGCUGUCCCCCAGGACCCUAUCUAUCUAGAAAUGCAUUCCUUGCCCCUCUCCUCAGGCCCAACAGGACAGGGUAGAGAGGCCACACCCCCGACAGUCAGCGGCCACAGAGCAGGAAGUGCAGUAGCUCCUUUGCAGACAGCCACAGACACACAAGCCAGUCCUAACUCUCCCAGGGCAGACUUGGGAGAAAUUGGGGGGACCAGCCCUACUGGGCCCAGCAAAGCUGAGCGCCCCAGAUCCAGUCCACAAGCUGCUGUGGACAGGAAUGUGGCGGAAGAUUUCACCGCCACUGAGACUGCCACCGAGCCCACGGGAGUGAGAGACAUCUCGGGGUCUGAGUCUGGGGUCUUCGGCACAGCAGAAAGCCCCACUUUUGGCGCUCAGGCCACCACGGACAAGGCACAGGGCACGUGGCCCUCACUGCACAGUGAAGGGCUGGACUCCCACCCCCCAUCUGCACCCUCGGGUGUUCCUAGAGUCCUCUUGAUUCCUGGGGUCACCCCAAGUUUGGAGCCUUGGGCCACUAUAAAUGGAGAAGCCGUGGUGGGGCCCACAGAUUCCACGGCCACACUGGCCCCCAGUGAUGCUGGUGGGAUUUGGGCACCUGGAUCCCAUGUGGUUGAGGGAGCUGAAAGCCCCACCCUGAGCCCUCGAGUGGCCGUGGAUUCAAGCGUAGUGAUGUCCCUCAUGUCCGUGGACGAAGGGGACAAGGCUGGAGUCCUGGCCAUGUCCACAGUGGCCUCCUCGAGCUCCCAACCCCAUCCAGAGCCGGAGGGCCAGAUGGUGACCCAGGGAAUACUGGGAGCCUUGGCCCCUUCACAGGACAGCAGCCGCCCAGGGGAGCCUGUUUUUCCUCCUUGGACACCAACGGCAGCCAGCACGGACAAGCCUGUCUCAGUUUCCUCAGGAGAGCUUACAGUGCCGGGUGACUCUCCCAGCACCCCACUGCCGGCCUCCCUGGGCCCAGAGGAGUUUGAGCUGGAGGUCCUUUCAGGGAGCCCAGGUGUGGAGGGCUUCUGGGAGGAGGCAGCGAGUGGAGAAGAGCCGACCCUGCCAGGGACCCCAGCAAAUGGAAGUACAGAGGAGGCCCCCUUGGAUCCCUGCGAGAACAACCCUUGCCUGCAUGGGGGCACCUGUAAAGCCAACGGCACCGUGUACGGCUGUAGCUGUGACCAGGGCUUCGCCGGGGAGAACUGUGAGAUUGAUAUUGAUGACUGUGUCUCCAGCCCAUGUGAGAACGGAGGCACCUGCAUUGAUGAGGUCAACACGUUCGUCUGCCUUUGCCUCCCCAGCUACGGGGGUAGCCUCUGCGAGAAAGACACAGAGGGCUGUGACCACGGCUGGCACAAGUUCCAGGGCCACUGCUACCGCUACUUUGCCCAUCGACGGGCGUGGGAGGACGCCGAGAGGGACUGCCGCCGCCGAGCGGGCCACCUGACCAGCGUCCACUCACCCGAGGAACACAGCUUCAUUAACAGCUUUGGGCGUGAAAACACUUGGAUCGGCCUGAAUGACAGGAUCGUGGAGAGGGAUUUCCAGUGGACGGACAACACGGGGCUGCAAUAUGAGAACUGGCGGGAGAACCAGCCUGACAAUUUCUUCGCGGGUGGGGAGGACUGUGUGGUGAUGGUUGCACAUGAGAGCGGGCGCUGGAACGACGUUCCCUGUAACUACAACCUCCCCUAUGUCUGUAAGAAGGGAACAGUGCUGUGUGGUCCCCCUCCAGCGGUACAGAAUGCCUCACCCAUUGGUGCUCGCAAGGCCAAGUAUAAUGUUCAUGCCACUGUACGAUACCAAUGUGAUGAAGGAUUUACCCAGCACCAUGUGGCCGUCAUCCGAUGCCGGAGCAAUGGCAAGUGGGACCAGCCCCAAAUCGUCUGCACCAAACCCAGACGGUCCCAUCGGAUGCGGCGACACCAUCACCACCACCAGCACCAUCACCAGCAUCACCACCAUAAAUCGCACAAGGAGCGCAGAAAACACAAGAAACACCCAGCAGAGGACUGGGAGAAGGAAGAAGGGAAUUUCUGCUGAAGAACCAGGCAAAAGGAAGCACAACCCCUUUCCCACACCUUCCCCGGAGCCUUCACCUGGGGAGACAGAGCCCAGAGAAAAACAAGAGGGUCUGGAAGUCCCUGAGCCCCAAACCACACCCCCCCAC
This is a messenger RNA of Lynx canadensis (Canada lynx), 4314 nucleotides long. RefSeq names its product neurocan (gene NCAN). The transcript has 15 exons. Bases 96 to 4187 code for a protein of 1363 amino acids. Gene Ontology annotation, biological process: cell adhesion. Gene Ontology annotation, molecular function: hyaluronic acid binding; calcium ion binding. The record is from RefSeq and is a predicted model, not a curated record. Lineage: Eukaryota; Metazoa; Chordata; Mammalia; Carnivora; Felidae.